Molecule: messenger RNA, 1561 nt
Organism: Vicia villosa (hairy vetch)
Lineage: Eukaryota; Viridiplantae; Streptophyta; Magnoliopsida; Fabales; Fabaceae
Exons: 12
Coding region: 115-1458 (447 amino acids)
Biological process (GO): tRNA methylation
Cellular component (GO): tRNA (m1A) methyltransferase complex; nucleus
Source: RefSeq, a predicted model, not a curated record
CACCCAAACAUAAUAAAACCAAAAAACAUCAACUUUCAUUCCGUUGAAGAAUCUUCUCUAUACCUAUCAUCUCUCAUAUCUACUACUAUAGUGUUGAAUUCAGAAUUCAGAAAAAUGUCUUCAACUGAAAACAAUACUAUCAAAGCGAGUUCCAGAGUCACAUGGGAAGGUUGCAGCGUCGUGCUUGAUAUUGAUACAAAAAACGGUCACCGUCUCGACUUCGCUCGUCUCACCCCUGCAGCGUCACUCUCACAUGAUCAUAAGAAUUAUUCAUUGAAGCCAUUGAUUGGUUGCCCCUUCGGUACUGUUUUUCAACUUGACACUUCUUCCGACCACGCUCCUUUUCUAUCGCCAUUCCAACCCAAAGGUAAUAAUGUUAAUAACAUUGAAGAAAUAAAAGAUGAUCGUGAGUCGAGGGACAACCGGUCAUUGAUCGACAAUAAUACUGCACAAACCCUCACUGCUGAAGAUAUACAACACAUGAGAAGACAGGGUGCCAAGGGUGAUGACAUAGUUGAAGCUGUCAUUGCCAAUAGUGCAACAUUUCAUAAGAAAACAUCCUUCUCACAGGAGAAAUAUAUAGAUAAGAAGCAGAAGAAACAUGCACCAAGGGUGCUCAUGAGGCGUCCUGUUGCUCGAAGCAUAUGUGAGGCCUAUAUCAAGAAGAAUCUAUUGAAAAUUGGGUUCUUGAGGGUGGAUACAUUGUCCCUUCUACUUUCAAUGGCUAAUGUUUCUUCUAAUUCUGACGUUCUUGUUGUUGAUAUGGUUGGUGGCCUUCUUACUGGUGCCGUGGCAGAACGUUUAGGAGGCACUGGUUUUGUAUGCAACUCGUAUCUUGGACAGACACCACAUGCCAUGGAUAUUGUGAAUCUAUUUAAUUUAAGCGAUGAAAUCCGCAAGAGAAUUGUAAGGUCUUCCAUAUCUGACUUGUUGUCGCCAAAGGAAUCACCUCAACAAAACUCGAAACAAGAUGUUGGCAGCGUGGAAAGCCAGUCAAUUGAUCAAAUGAGUGUAUCAGUCAGCAUGGAGGAAGCAUCUCGUUUACCAGAAAAUAGAAUUUCUGAUCUUGGUGCUGAAAAUACCACAUUUCCUGUUCUAAAAGCUCACAAAGCUAUCAAGGCUGGAGAAAAGGCGUCUCAAGAGAUCCUUAACUCGUGGAAGGAAAAUGGUUUUUCUAGCCUAAUUAUUGCUGCACUAGACUUGGAUACUUGGACAGUGGUUAGAGACCUCUUACCACUUUUAUCUAACUCUGCCCCAUUUGCUAUUUAUCACCAAUAUCUUCAGCCUCUAGCAACUUGCAUGCACAAUCUGCAGCUUGAGAAACUGGCAAUUGGAUUGCAAAUAACAGAACCGUGGCUCCGUGAAUACCAGGUACUUCCAUCAAGAACUCACCCGCAUAUGAAAAUGAGUGCAUUUGGAGGUUACAUUCUCAGUGGAACUAAGAUCUGCAGCAGCUGAUUCCAACUCCAAGAUCUUCUGUCAUGAUUACACUUUUUUUUCAGCCAAAAGCUAAAUACCGCGAAUGUACACUAGUUAUUUAUUAAUUACCUCAAUUACUUUU